Mesorhabditis belari is the source of this 915-nucleotide messenger RNA. The record is from the annotation of a GenBank genome assembly. Lineage: Eukaryota; Metazoa; Nematoda; Chromadorea; Rhabditida; Rhabditidae.
AUGAACUUUGCCGAUCGAAUUGUUGAGCUUUUCGAAACAGUUCGUGGCUCGAAAUGGACCUUUGUUGCCGGUACAUUCCCAUGGGUAGCCGAUAUUCCUUUAAUCGGAGAUUAUGCAGUUCACAGACAUUUCCGCAAAUUACAGCCAUUCAAAGACUAUUGCCAAGAUGAAUCAAAAAAAUGUAUGGAAGGAUACUCGAUUGAUCAAGAACCAUCAUGCUUUGUGCAGGCGUAUGUGCAAAAAAUGCAGAAUAACGAAGCUGUGAAGAACGAGUUGGAGAUUCAAUGCACUAAUGUGGCCACUGAUUUCUUCUUGGCUGGAAUGGAGACUACAUCGACCUCACUUCAAUGGGCUCUUCGGUAUAUGGCCGCCUAUCCAGAUGUCCAGGAAAAAUGCCGUCAAGAGAUUCUAUCAGCUGUUGGUAAUGAGAGGCUGCCUUCACUUGCUGACAAGAACACUCUCCCCUAUACAAAUGCCACUGUUCUCGAGAUUCAGCGUCACGCGAACAUCAUUCCACUGAACGUUUUCCAUAAAGCGACUUGUGACACGCAUAUUGGUGGACAUCCAAUACCAGAAGGAACAUUAGUGAUUGGACAGAUUCAUCAAGUGCAUAUCGCUGAUCCAGUCUAUCCAAAUCCAGAAGAAUUUCAACCGGAGAGAUUUCUUCAAAAGGAUAUGAAAACACCGAACAAAGAAGCAGUUGAUCGAUUAUCUCCAUUCUCAAUCGGAAAGCGCCAAUGUGCUGGGGAAGGAAUGGCUAAAGUUGAAUUGUUUCUUGGAUUCGCUGGAUUAAUGCAAAGAUACAAAUUCUCUCCAUGUCGUGGAGAGAAAAUCGAUUUGACUCCAGUGCCUGCAAUGGUUCAACAACCCCAACAACAACUCCUAAUCGUUGAAGAAGUAAACGCUAACUUGAUC